Nematostella vectensis (starlet sea anemone) is the source of this 934-nucleotide messenger RNA. Its product is annotated as cytochrome c oxidase subunit 6B1. NCBI's taxonomy places the organism in Eukaryota, Metazoa, Cnidaria, Anthozoa, Actiniaria, Edwardsiidae. The record is from RefSeq and is a predicted model, not a curated record. The coding region runs from base 110 to 358 and encodes 82 amino acids. Gene Ontology annotation, cellular component: respiratory chain complex IV; mitochondrion. The transcript has 3 exons.
CAAUGCAUUGCUCAAUAAAUAAACCCCUAUCGCGCAUGUCAACGUUCUUUCCGCCAUUUUGGAUCGUUGUGUUCUCACCAAGGCUAAACGGGAAGUUUUCAGUGUCAAAAUGUCAGAGGGCAAGAUCACAGAGGUAGAGGUAAAAACAGCACCUUUUGAUCCCAGGUUCCCAUACACAAUACAGACAAAGAAUUGCUGGCAAAACUAUGUUGACUUUCAAAAGUGCUCCAAGAAGCUUGGUGAGGACAAUGAGAACUGUCAGUGGUUCAAGAGAACUUUCACCUCCCUUUGCCCCAGGGCUUGGGUUGAAAAGUGGAAUGACGAAGUAGAGAAUGGAUCAUUUGCAGGAAGAAUUUGAGCCCCAGCUCUGCCAUCACCCUUGCUCUCUUCUAUCUUUUAUAAAUUCUGUAAUUUGCUCUAUUUUAUGCUGAACGGUGAUGCAUGGCUCAGUGCUAAUGAGACGUGUAAAAUAUGUUUGAAGAUGCUUGGAAUUUGUCAGUGGUAACUGAUAUCAGUUCAAAUUAUAGUACUGUGCUUAUGAAUGUAGCGACCAUGUUAUUAUCGUACUUUAUGGUGAUAGGUUUUCGCUGAGGCUGGGAGAUUUCCCCAAAAAGGCUUAUUAGAAGUUCAUUUGCUUAUUUCCCUUCUUCGCGCUUCCACCUAACUUUCAUUAUAGUAUUGCCUAUGAUGAAAAAAUGAAUACAAAACACCGAAUAUGCUUCUGUCCAAUCCCAGGCUAUCAUUCAAAGGUUUUCUUUUUGUAUUUCUUUGCUAUUCCUAUUGAAAGCAAAAUAAGAAUACAAUCUACAAUUUAAAAAAAUGUAUAAACUAAAGCAGAACUUUGAUGAAAAAGCUAAUCAACAAUUUAGAGUAUGGGAUACGUAACUAAAACAAGUUUAAGCUUUGAUGAAAAGGUAAUAAACUUCUGAGAGUA